GACCAUAGCCACCACAUUGCUUCCCUCUUCUCAGACACAGUUGCUCUGAAGCAGGAACCGGUUGGUUUGUGCUCUCCGCGCAAAGAAAUCCUAAAGAAAUGAGAGGACAACAACAAAACGGAGUAGUUUGAAAAUCUGCUUCACAAACUGGGGUUUUUGUUUUGCGUUUUUGCAGCUUUAAGGCUCAUCUUCCUCCGCUUCGUCCUGUUGCUCUGCAAGCUCUCAUUGUAGGAGGAGGACUGGUCUCCCUUUUGUGUUGCUCUGCGGCUGUUUAUUCAACUUCUGCCUCCCUAAUUCGGCAUAGAGGAGGUGGUUUACUUCAGCUUUUCAUUGUGUCGUCCUAAACGGAAUGAAUGACAAAAACAAAGGAGGUUGAUGUCCAUAACUCUCCGACUCACCUCUCCUUCGCCUCGCCAAAGGAACGGAGACUUCAUCUCCGGCAGAAGAUGGAAAGCGGAGGCGGGACGGAGAGCUCGGACGGCGGCCAGGCGCAGCACGCGGUGCCCGGUCAGCCGCAGCAGCACCCCGGGGCUGAAACGGCGGCACAGCCCGCUCGCACGGGCGAGAAGAAGAAGAUAAACCGGGCACCGUCUCCGGCGAGACCGAAGGACGUGCCCGGCUGGUCGCUCACAAAAAUCCGCGGAGGGAUCGGGAGCACGACCCUGAGCGUCAAGCCCGGAGCUAUCCAUCUGGGCAGCCGCAUUUCCAGGCGCAGCCCUGUGGGCAGCCUCGCUGGAAAGGACGGUAAAGCCGAGAGGGGCGGUGGUAAAACAGUGGGAAAAUCUUCGCUGCUGUCCAAGACGUCGGCGUCCAAAGCGGCAAAAAGCAACAGCGGCCGGAGGAAGGUGUCGGACGCCAGCACAGGCUCCGACGACCUAUCCAAAGACUCUGGGUGCGCCGCGGGGAAGCUCUCCCCGACAGACAGCAGUUCCGAGCUUUCGGACUGCGCCUCCGAGGAAAACAAACUCUCAGCGGAUGCUGGGAGCAGCGACGCCGAGUCGAGGAGCAGCCGCGGCGCAGAGGGAGAGAAGCCGCUCGGGAGCAGAGCUGGUCAGCGAGCAGCCGCCAAGAACACCUGCUCCACCGCGGAGAAGGAUGAAAAGGAUCGGCUGUUUCUGAGCGUGGAGACCGGGGAGGAUAGCAUUUCCCCGGGCGAGGAGCGGUCGGCCACCUCGUUUGACAGCAGGGUGCCUGCCAGCACAUCCCUGGCGUUCUCAGACCUCACGGAGGAGUUUACCGAUGGCAUGCAUGAGGAGUACCUCAGGGAAAUAGAAGAGCUGAGAUCUGAAAAUGAUUACCUCAAAGAUGAGAUGGAGGAGCUGAGGUCUGAGAUGCUGGAAAUGAGGGACAUGUACAUGGAGGACGAUGUUUACCAGCUGCAGGAACUACGCCAACAACUGGAGCAGGCAAACAAAACCUGCCGCAUCCUGCAGUACCGACUGAGAAAGGCAGAGCGGCGCUCUCUGCGCGUAGCCCAAACGGGCCAGGUGGAUGGAGAAUUGAUAAGGACGUUGGAGCAAGAUGUAAAAGUGGCGAAGGAUGUCUCCAUCCGAAUCCAUAGCCAGCUGGACAGCGUGGAGAAGAAGAGGAGUCGGCUGGAGCAGGAGAACGAAGAGCUCCGAGUCCGGCUGCAGGACCUGGAGGUCGCCAAACAAGUCCUGCAGCAGGAGCUGGACAAGAACUCCCAGAAGAAAAGAGGAGCACGGUCCAGCAACAAACCGGACAAGAAGCCUGCUCCACAGGAAGACAAUUCAGACCUGAAAUGUCAGCUCCACUUUGCCAAAGAGGAGUCGGCCCUGAUGUGCAAGAAGCUGACCAAGUUGGUGAAGGACAGCGAGGCCAUGAAGGAGGAGCUGGCCAAGUACAGGUCUCUGUAUGGAGACGUCAACAGCUCGCUCACCGUGGAGGAGGUUGCCGACUCUCCACACACUCGCGAAGCUGAGGUCAGAGUUCACCUGAAGCUAGUAGAGGAGGAGGCCAACCUGCUGAGUCGACGCAUCGUGGAGCUGGAGGUGGAGAACAGGGGACUCCGAGCCGAGAUGGACGAAAUGAAGGGCUCACAAGACGGCCACCAAGAACUUUCUAGCGUUGGUCCAGGGGCCGGGCUCGGAGGGGCCGUGGUGCUUGGUGGAGGGGCCUCGUCCGAAAACGUCAUGGAGCUCCAGAGGCACCUGCAGUUUGUGGAGGAGGAGGCCGAGCUGCUGAGGAGGUCUCUGAUCGAGAUGGAGGAGCAAAACAAGCUGCUGAUGAACGAGAUCAACCGCUACAAAUCCGAACUCCCGCUUGCGACGUCGGCGCUGUCCGCCGAGUCGCUGAUGUCUCUGACGGACGGGCUGCUGAACGACAGCCACUCGGUCCAGGACGGGGCCGUGCUCAUCAGCACCGACACGCCGACCCCCGAGGAGGAACUGAGGCUGACGAGGCUUCAGGUGGGAGAGCUGAGUGGGAAAGUGAAGAAGCUGCAGUACGAGAACCGCGUGCUGCUGUCCAACCUGCAGCGCUGCGAUCUCGCCUCGUACCACGCUCCUUCUUCCUCGUCCUCCUCCUCGUUGAGGCUGGCUUUGGAGACAGACGCAGAAGCAGGAGACUCGGCUGAGUGCCUUCCUCUCAGCCCGCCUCAUCGCAAAGAGCCAGUGGGUGGUGAGAACGACGCCAUGGAGAUGGACGAACAGAAAAAGAAGAUCGAGGACAACGCUGAGACAACGACUCCGCUCUCUGGGUGCCUGGGGCAGAAGGACCGCGAUGCCUUGUUGGCCAUGAGGGACCAGGCUCGUUUGGUUUCCACUGCCAUACAGCUGCUGACCUCCCCCGAGUCCAACUGCCUGUCCUCCUCCUCCUCUUCUCCUUCGCUUUAUCACAAGGUCUGCAGCAAUGAGGCAGCAGAGCCGUGCGACCUGGAGAAACCUCAGCCUCACUGCCAGAUCUCGGAGCUUUCCGAUUUGGCGGACCGUCCUCUGGUUGGUGCUCUGACCAGCAGGCUUCAGGCCCUGCACACACAGCUGCAGGCCUUUGUAGAGCAGGUGGACGGCCUGGGUAAACCUCCAUCUGGGGGGAGAGAUGCUCAGGUGGAAGGGGCGUCCCCUCCAGCGUCGCCCUGCGCUUCCGUCCCCUGCUCUGGAGAUGGCCAGGAUCAAGAAAACAAAGUCGAGCACAAGCAGCCUGAUUAUAGGGACCAAUCAGAUCCAGACGAGAAAGAUGACACUUACCAGAGCAGCCAAUCCAUCAGCAACGACAUGCAAAAUCGGGCAGCUGGACAAACGGAGCAGGAGAAGGAGACCGAUCGUUCCACGCUCAGUGACCUGCAGGCGCAGCUGUCCACAGAAAAGGAGUCAGCCAGAGGAACUCUGGAGGAGCUGGAGAGAGAAAGGCAGAACCACAAAGGAAUCAGCCUGAGACUCUUACAGCUCCAGGAGGAGCACCAGAAGGCCUUGCUCCGACGGGACUUCCAGCUGCAGAGCCUGGGCCUGCAGGCUCGACUUCAGCAGAAGCUGUGGGGUCAGGAGAGGACUCUCCUCAUUCAAGAGUCCCAGCACCUGAAACAGGCUCUGUUGCUGCUGAGUCUGAAGUUGCGCUGCUUCCUCAAGCAGUGGAGGCUGGGCUGCAAGAAGGAUGCAGAGGGGAAAGAUGUUUUGGAGAUGAACAGCCUGAAGGAUUUGUACCUGCUGCUGGAGGAGGAGAGCCAGGCGGAUAAGAGAGCCUCUGCAGACGAACAGCCUCUCAGCCCGACCAUAAAGUCUAGUGCUGUGAGCAGCACUUUGGCAGACCUAAAGGUUGCUCUGCAGGACCUGAGUGCAGAGUUGAGACAAGAGAGACAAGGCUCCCAGGAACUUACUCAGCAGUUUGCAAAGGCCAAAGCAUCUUGGGAAGUGGAGAGAACCGAACUAAAGAGCCUCAUCACGCAGUUUGAGACCAAACUCGGGAAAACCACAGCAGCACUUUCCUCCCCUGAAACACUGGACCCUCUUGACCUGAAGGUGGCUCUUAAAAAGGAGCGUGAGGAGCACCAGCACCUCCUCGCCGAGUCGUACGCCGCCGUGAUGGACUUAACCAAGCAGCUUCAGAUCGGAGAGAGGAACUGGAGCAGAGAGAAGCUGGAGCUGCUGGAGAGGUUCAACCAGGAGAGAACUCAGUGGGAACAGAGACUGAGAGACGCUGCCACACAACAGGAGAAGUCGAAGCCUCCAGGUGACGAAUCCACCGCGGACACGGCGGGUGUUGUUAAUGGAGCAUCAUCGCCGAGGAUCGAAUCUACACUGGAGGACUCAGAGGGUAGCAGAUCUUCCUGUGCGAAGGACAAAGCACAUUUUGGUUCAAUGCCGCUUUUUACUGGAGCCGAGUUUGGGGAUGUAACCGUGAAGAACUGGACCAGCAUAACCAACGAGACCCCAGAGAUGGCUGACACUUGUAAAACCUGGGAUGGUCCAAGUGGUUCUUCUAGCAGCUCUGCAGCCUCUCAGAUGGACUUGGACUUUGUGCAGAGGAGCUGCACUGCUCCGGACCGGACCGGCAUCCGUAUCUACUACAGCCCUCCUGCUGUGAGGCGUAUGGAGCACCGGAGAAGAUACCAGGAGCCUCUGGAUUCUGAUGAAUACAGCAUUGGGGGCUCGUCUCUGAAGCAGAAUGACACGGACGGUGGCGUGGCCUCACUGGACGCGCUCGAUGCUCAGCACCGACAACCCGCCUCAUCGUUCACCUCUUCUUAUGAGCAGUGGCUCAGCUCGCUGUCCAAGCAGCACCGGGAGCUGCUGGAGAGCAGAGGCAGCAGCAUUUCCACGUCGAUGCCGAGCGUUUUCAGCAGCAGUGUCAGCAGCGGGGCGGCGAACAGGGUGGUGGACGGGAUGACGUCCAGUUCUCCCUUCCACAACCUGGAGAUCGGAGACAUCUCUGCCAACUUAAGUGACGACAUGAAGGAGAUGACUAACUGUGUCCGGCAAGCUAUUCGCUCUUCUUCUCUGGAGAGGAAAUCCAGCAAGGAGCCUGGGAGUCAGCCCGUUGGAGUGUCCAACAAGUCCACCCAGACUGCAGCUCAGGGUGUCAGCAUCGGGCUGCAGACAGAGACCAGCAGGGCAACGGGGUUGCACUCCAAAUCCUGGUCACCUCGGCCAACACCAACAACCACUUCCUCGCUGGCAUCCGCCCGAACUCGGCAGAUUUCUACAUCUCUGGAUAAAGUGCACAGCCGCAUCGAGAGGCCAUGCUGUUCGCCCAAGUAUGGGUCGCCUAAGCUACAGCGGAGAGUGUCUUCUGGUUCCACUUCCAGACUGGACGGCGCUUCCUCCAGCAGGGACCGCAGCAUGUGGAGCCUCCAUCAGAGGUCCAUCGGUGGGAGUGGCGGCUCUGCUUGGGCUCGCUCCACUACGACGAGGGACAGCCCCGUCCUGAACGGCCUCACCGACGGCCUCUCCAGCCUUUUCAGCGUAGUGGAGCACUCCGGAAGCACAGAGUCACUUUGGAGGAGUGAAAUAGGGUCAAGCCAGACGGCCAGCCCGGCUCGGCAGCCUCACGCUGCCGGAAAACCCUCCGGCGCUGCUGCUUGCGGAUCCGACUCCAACCCUCAGCGGUAUGGAGGGCUGGUGCAGGAGUUCUUCAGGAAUGUGUGCAGCAGCCGCGGCCUGGGUGGAGCCCCCCUGUCUGUGGACAGAGUGCAGAGAGACUCCCUCGCUGUCCUCGGAGGCGUGGGAGUCUUGGGUGGCUUGAGCAGCGUGGACGAACCCACACUCGGAGGGGCUGCUGCGCUGGCUGGACUGAGUGGAGGCAACGACAGCGUGACCAGGAUUGUUAAUAAGCGGUUUAUGAGGCAGACGACUGGGGAGGAGAUGAUCAGCAUCAUGGGAGGAGGCAAGGAAGGAACGAGCAACAGCGUCGCUGCAGGACCGGGAACUGAGGAUGCACCUUGCGAUUGUGCUACCCCGUCCUCCUGCUUUGUCCGAUCGUCUAGAGCAGCCCCUCGCCCCUGCAAGCACCGUCCGCAGGACUCUCCAGCUGGAGCCGAGGAGAAAGGAGACGCCUGCAACGAGUGACGAGCCUCCCAGCGAACACUCGCACCGGGGAAAUUCACUUCUUCACAAACACGACUGCCUUGGAAACGCUUCCCCGCACCUCCCAGAGCACCAAAUGCACACAAACACCUAGAACCUGCCACGCACACAGGCCCACUGCCAAACAUUAACACGCCGCGUCAGCACACAGCGCAAACUGCCCCCCACAAAGCUACUGCCACCUUCUCUCAAUCAGAACCCCGGAGAUGCCACUCCGGUUUCUAGACGUGCGACCGAUGCCAAGGACUCCGCCAGCAUCCCAAACCUACCAGCGGGACUGAAACCAGAACUGCCAUCUAACACUACAGAUACCAAUCGACAGGUUAAAUAAUGAUGAUGAUGUCAGGACUCAAAACACAACCUCCAACUAACAGAGUAACAGGUACUACGAUCAGUCUGCUAAUACUACACGUUCACAACGAUAUGCUAUAAUGUUACCACCAUCAUGCAGUUUAAUGAGCAGUUAUUUUAGAUAUUAUGUGUAACUUUGGGGGGUAUGAAACACAAGCAGUUUUUUAUUAUUUUUAUUUAUUAUUUUUUUUAUUCAUUCUGGCUGGUCUGAGACAACCGGUCUGUAAAGAGAGACAAUGAAAUGUUUCGAUGAUUUCACAGUGUUGGACCUGCACUUAACUCGCCACGCAGUGUCGGAUUGCUUUGCACAAUUGACUUCACAGAUAAAAAAAAAACGCCACAUCUUAAUGACACAUAGCAGAGUGGCAUACACCGUGUCUUAUUAGUGCAGUAAGAUGUUGAAAACUACUGGGCCGUGUGUCUCAUGAUGACCAGAUUUGAACUAAAAUGAAGAAUGUAGGUACCUAAUGGCUCGAAAAAUGAAACCAUAAAAAUGAUUAUAGAGACUGUGUUUAACCAAUGUUCCUGGAGAGCAAAUGCAUCUUAUGGCUUAGUUUUCUGGUGGCGUCUGUCUUAUUGAACAAUGGGAGCAAAUACAGACAAAGUGGGUGAAAUGAAAGCCAUGACUUUGACCUUCGAUGGUAGAAAUUAUGUCUUUAUUUUUAAGCAGUCGGCCAGAGAUAGACUUGUAUUGAUGUCAUCCUUUAACAUCAGAGCAAACACAUGUACAUAUCUGCUGUGCGCCAUCUUGAAAUGGCUUCUGUUCUGACACACUUUGGGAAUCAUUCCUCCUUGUUGUUAAGUUAAACUAGGAUCCUUUUUGUUAAGCUUAUGGCACAUUGGAUAGAAAUUUAAUUUUUUAAAAAUGUUUAUUUAUUAUGUUGUGGGUUUUUUUUCAGAUUACCCAAGCCAAUGUUGGGAGCAAGAAAUUAAAGGCAUUCCAGUUUUACUAAUAAAUCAAAACGUUUUUUGGGAUCAUAAUCACACUUUUGGGAAAAAUAAACAACCGCGUUGCAAAAGUAUUCAUACUCCUUGACCAUAUAUUUACAUUCAUCUAAUCUAUUGUAGCUCUGGUUGCAUGUUCAUGAUUGUUGUUCUGCUGGAGGGUAAACCUCAACCACAGUCUCAAGUCUUUUGCACCUUCAAGAUUUUCCUGAAAUGUUCUCCGUCAUGAACUUUUAUUAGCUUUAGUAAAAGUUAUAGGUUGGUUAAAAAAAGAAAAGAUAAAGGGCGAUUGGUAUGAAUCCUUUUGCAAGGCAGUGAACUCCACAGUUUAGAUACUUGGAACAGACAGACUAACUGGCCGCUGUCCAAGUCGAGAUAUCAGAGUAAACGUAUUAUCACAAACAUACACCAACACCUAUCUUUCUUACUAAUAAAGCUUAUGAAUUGGUUCAUAGCAUUACAACAGACUUGGAAUCUCUUUCAGGAUUUUUAAAAUGUUAUUUUUAAACAUUUUUUUUAAUCUGCAAAAUAUGACUUUUAAUAUUUAAAUAUCUGAAGUUUAAACUUAUUUGAAACAGAUCCAUUAAUUGAUUUUCUAUAUAAAUAAAUGAAGCUGACAUCCUAAGUUAACUAUAAGAUGGACUACAGAGUUCAUUUUCCUGCAACAGCUGGACAUAAUGGGCAGUAUAAAUCAACACUAACAGAACUGCUGCAAAGCCACAAAGCUUGGUUGUACAACCCUGCAAAUCGCAGAAAUAUGAUGUUGGACAAAAUAUAAAAAUAUACUCUGAAGGACUUUAUACACGAAUCUUGAGUCCAUUACCUUGCCAUGCCCUUUUUUAUGUAUUGGAUUUGCUAUUUAAAUGGCCUGUUGGAUUAUCUGUCUUAUAUUUUGUCACACUAAAACCAGACUCUCUAAUACACACAAACUUCCUUAAUUUGGGAAGUUUGUUUUCUUCAUUAAUGUACUGUAUCCUGCUAAAGCGACAAGAGGCUAACAACUGUAGCUGGAUGUGGCAUAGAUUGCACAUCUGGCAUUUUUAAAAGACAAAGUCCUUUUUCUGGAAUAUCCACUAUUUCACUUUUUAAUUGAUAUUCUGCUGAUCGGUUGUCGAGUCUCUGUUUUGUUACGAUGGUGCUACUUGGUGUGCAGCCUUCUGUGGGCUUUAACAGAAAACCUACCCAUCUUAUGUAUGCACACAGUUUAAUGACUCAGCAGUUUAAAAGUAGGGCAUUACAGAAAGUACAUAUACUUAAAUAACAUGCUGAGGAAAACCCACAGUCUCUGUACUACUGUCUGUCUCGGUUUUAGCCCUCAUUUUGGGUACAGAACCAACUGCAUAAAACCAGCUGCUGCCUCUUCAGCCGCUGACAUGAGCUCACUUAGACCGUUUGGCCUCAAUUUUCUGGCUGUACUUGAUGUCUGACCGGUUUACCAGCUGAACGAUGUUUCUACUGUUUCCAAAAAGCUCAUUUACUAUUCCUUUUUAUUAUUUCACUUUUUUAAAAGCAUUUGCGUUUUAAUUUAAUCUCGAUUUAAACUCAACAAGAAAACACAAUAAAUAUGACUUGAAUAUUUUAUGUUUUCAUUUUCAAUUGAGCUAUUGAACCGUUUUAGGAAAAACGCCUUGGUUUUGUUGCAAAACUCCAAGCUUCACUUUCAACAAGCUAGCACAUUUAGCUGAGAUGUUCAUCUAGCAAAGCCGUCAUUCUGACCACAUUUCUUCCUGAUUGUUACUUAAAGCAAAUCCCUGUUAAAAUAUAUUAAAAUAUUCUACUAUACAAAUCCGACCAAACAAGUUUAACAAUAGGGCUGACUGUUCCUUCAGUGCUGAUUUACAUUAAGAUAUUUAGUAUUUUUCUAGAACCCAAAAUAAACUCAAAGGGCUUUCUGUAAUUAGAUUUUUUUUUUCCUUUUUUUGUAAUGGAAAUUUUUCAUCACAUUAUGAUUCAAAUUACUGCAGCUGUUUGUCCCACUGUUGAAGAGUUAUCCAGAAAUGAUCGUUUUUGACUUUGAUAACUGUUAACUUAAGCUUAUCACUAGAUACUCAUAGAAAAAGUUUAAUUACUUGUCAGUAUGGUAUUAUGGUCCUUUUAUCAGACUGUAAUUGAACUAUUGGAGGCACAAGUUAAUUUUACAUAAGUCAAUGACACUACGCUUCAAUAAACCAAUAAUUUGAGGACUAAUAUUAAACUUUCAAACACAUACAAACAGUUAGCACGCUAACAAGAAAGCCACGGCUCAUAGGAUAUUAUUAAACCACCCAUAAAGGUUUAACUUUUAACUUUCAAAAAUGUUCUGGCUGUAGUUAAAACCCUAAAGACUUAGCAGACAUUAAGCAGACUGCAUCACAAAAUUUAGUGAACAUCUUUAUGCACUAUCUACUGUCUACAAAUAUUGUUUCAUUCUCCAGACUGCAAAAACCCAGACUGAUUAGCGUGCAGAAGAUUUCCAAACACGUUCAAAUAAGAAGCUGUCUUUUUCAAUCUUUCCUUUGCAUUUAUAUCUGGAUCUCAAAGCUAUUAAAACUGUGUGCUACCAACAAAACAGGGUUGUGCUCAAAGCAUUAACAUGAUUGGCUUUAUACACUGCAAACCAACAAACAGCUCACUAUGGCAGGGAUUUAUGGGAUAUUCGUUGUGCUGUUCCAGAUUAGAAGCAACUUUAUAACAUGAUUCCUAUUUUGUAAUUUUAAACUAUAUUUCUGAUUGUCUGCACAAAAGUAAAAGUGGACAGUUUACAGAAUUGUGUUCUACCUCUUGAACUGUAGACUAAAAUAAACACAAAAACUAAAUUCAUGUAAAUCUGCCAGAAAAUGUUCUCAGUGGAAACUCAUGCAAUCUCUACAUACUUGGGUGUUUAUUUUCAACGUCAUUCUGUCAACAAGAGGGUCACUUUAGUGCCUUUCCUCUACAAAAGUGUCUUGUUUUUACUACAACCUUUUCCUUUAUCUGCAUAGAUUCCAUUAUAAAAAAAGCACCACAUCUUAGUUCAAAUAUUCAGAUUAGAUACAUGUCGAAUUAAAUCUAAAAGCUGUAGUGUUUUGCACAAUUGAUAAGGGAUGUAUGAGAUGAGAGCUAAAGUGAACCCUUAGAUAUUAAUAUUUUUGAUUUAUCAGAUUUCCAAGCAAGUCAAAAUUAAGAACAAUAGAACAUUUUUUUCAAUAAAUAUCUGUAGCCUACAAUGUUUUUUCUUUUUUUUGAUGAGAAUAGGUCUAAAUUUAAGAUGGCAUCAUAAUAAGAAUAAUCAAACACAGGGAUGAGAAAAGUUAAUUAUUAUUAUUUCAUUUUUGGUGUCUUCUACAGAAGUAUGCAAACAUCCUGGAUACAUACUUGUUUGAUUUGUGGCAGAAUAAUAAGCAUAUAAUGAUUCUGAUCAUUUUUAAAUUGCAUUACAACAUACAGUGUGGCUCGGUAGAGGCGGACAUCCGUCUGUCCCUAAUCCCUAAAUUGUAUUUCACCCAUUAACUAAAACAUUUUGCAGACAAACAUCACCAGCCAAUGACUUUUUUAAAGGUUCUGGGAUAUCAUCAAUCACCUGUACCCAUUUUUUGGUAAGCCUAGUAAAGCAACAUGAAUAUUUCCAUCCUUUUGUAAUAUUUCCAUACCACUAAUUAGAAUAUUACAUGCUGGGAUUAUGUAAAUUAUUCUUAUCUGAGGUAUUACUUAAGGACAGUCUGUAUAUUAGCUUUAUUAACAUACUAUAAUCUCUUUUUAACAGUGCUUGUUUAAUAAAAGGACAAACGAGUACUUGGUAAAUAAUUCACACCUACAUUGUAAAGCAACAGGAAAGUGAAACGGUUUGUUCCCUGCCCUCCUGUUUCUUUGAGAAUAGCUGAAUGUCAACAGCUGAUCUGACGCAGGUCGCUGUGGAAAUAUGUAGCUCUCCCCUUUUAGAUGGCACGUGAGCAUUUUCAUGUAUAUAGAUGCAGUUUGAAGAUGACUGACGGGAAAAAACACAUGAAAUGAAAUGAAACAAUAGCAAACAUUGAAAGAUGUGAGAAAAGGACGUCCAAAUGGAUUUUUGAAGGUAUUUUUGUUUUUCCGACCGUGGUAGCUUGUAAAAUAAGAUGAAACUGCCUCCUGUUUGUCAUAGAAUUCACAAAUAAACGUGUCAUGGAUUUUGA
This is a messenger RNA of Poecilia reticulata (guppy), 11461 nucleotides long. It is a transcript of the gene mtcl2, whose product is annotated as microtubule crosslinking factor 2. Lineage: Eukaryota; Metazoa; Chordata; Actinopteri; Cyprinodontiformes; Poeciliidae. Gene Ontology annotation, biological process: regulation of autophagy. The record is from RefSeq and is a predicted model, not a curated record.